This is a messenger RNA of Marchantia polymorpha subsp. ruderalis, 4389 nucleotides long. The record is from the annotation of a GenBank genome assembly. Lineage: Eukaryota; Viridiplantae; Streptophyta; Marchantiopsida; Marchantiales; Marchantiaceae.
CAGGUUCAAUUCUGAUCGGAGAGAAACUCGAACUGGUCGAAUUGACGGCAUUCUGAAAUUCUGAAACUGUCAUUACACGUCGCCGGUCGUCGGGCAGAGCACAUGCAUGCGCUGGAUCCGCCGAGGGAUGAAAGUUUUGGUGUGCUGGCCUCGGAAGAGCCGAUUGUCCGCACACGGUCGGUGCCAUUCGAGCUCGCGAUCCCCGACGCCACGAGGGAAUGGGGUUGCUAGGUUUGGUGAGCAGUGAUCGAUCGAUCGGGCGAGCGAUGGACUGAGAGCGCGGUGCGAUGGAUUCUUGCUCGCGGGUCGUGGUCCCUCGCGCGAUGGGCUGGACUUGUGUGCAGCGGCGGAGAGAAUGUGGGGCUCGAGAGUGGGGCUCGUCCAGGGUUGUGGUGGCCAGGAUGUGAAUUGCCCGAUUCGAGGAGUGGUCGAUCGGAUCUGACCCGCGACGUCAUCAGCCGGUUGGAUUAGGAGUGGUGGCAGCAGAAUCAGACCAGCGAGAUGGCCGCCACAAUGAUCGAGUCUUUCUUCCAACGGAGUUUGGAAGAUAUGGUGAAGGGGCUGCGCACGCAGAUGAUCGGCGAGGCGAAGUAUCUGUCGAAGGCGCUCGAUGAGGUGAAGAAGGAGAUCAAGUCGACCGACCCCAAUACGAAGGCCGUGGCCCUGCAGAAGCUGACAUACCUCCACAUGCUCCACGGUGCGGACAUGAGCUGGGCCGCUUUCCACGUCGUCGAGAUUUCAGCGGAAAGAAUGAGUAUGAGACGGGCUUGGCCAUCGAGGCUCUCAGUCGGAUCGCUACCCCAGACCUUGCUCGGGAACUGACACCUGAUCUUUUCAUUUUACUCGCCAGCGGUCGUCCGUUCGUGAGGAAGAAGGCCACUGUUGCCUUACUCCGUGUUUUCAACGAGUAUCCGGAUGCGAUCAGAGUAGCAUUCAAGCGACUGGUGGAAAAAAUGGGGGAUACAGAUCCUGCAGUAGUCAGUGCAGCUGUCAGUGUGCUGUGCGAAUUGACUUUGAAAGAUCCUAAACCUUAUCUGCCUCUUGCCCCUGAAUUUUAUAAACUUUUAGUUGGGUCUCCCAGCAAUUGGCUCUCCAUCAAGCUGGUGAAGAUUUUUGGGGCGCUGGCUCCGUUGGAGCCUCGCCUUGGCAGGAAAAUUGCUGAGCCCCUUUGUGAGCUCAUGAGGAAGACUGGGACCAAGACAGGUGCAAGGUCGCUGUUAUUGGAAUGCAUCCAGACGGUCACCUUGGGCUUGUCGGAACAUCAGGUUGCUGUCAGACUAUGCGUCGAGAAGCUCAACGAGCUUAUGAGAGAAGAAGAUCGAAAUUUGAAGUACCUGGGACUGCGCGCUCUUGCAAACUUGAUGGCUGUGCACCCUUGGGCUGUUGCGGAAAACAAAGACGUAAUUACCAAGUGCCUUAGUCAUGAAGAUCCCAGUAUUCAGAAAGGUGCCUUGCGCCUCAUCAUGGGCAUGGUGUCGGAUGAUAACGUGAUUGAAACAGUUCAGGUCCUUUUGCAGUACGCACAUAGUACAGAUUCUGCCUUUUGUAACGAGCUUGUGUCGGUUAUUCUCGCCACCUGCAGUAAAGAUCAGUAUGACUUAAUAUCUGAUUUCUCAUGGUACGUGUCUGCUCUCGCGGGGAUGGCACGAGUUCCGCAAUGUGCACAUGGGGAAGAGAUUGGACGACAACUGAUUGAUAUUGGAUUCAGAGUGAAAUCAGUUACUACAGAUGUGCUGAAGGCAGCACGUGAGUUAGUCGUGGAUCCAGCUCUUUUAGGCCGUCCUUCGCUUCAUGGAGUACUCUCUGCUGCUGCCUGGAUUGUUGGGGAAUAUGUGGCUUUCUCGCACAAUCCGUUGGAGCUUAUUGAGGGACUUCUUCAACCACGAACAAAACUCUUGCCAGCCUCUGUGCGCGCCGUUUAUGUACAGGCGGUGUUCAAAGUCUUCGUAUAUUCUACAGCAAAAUAUGCUUAUUUGGAUGUUGCAACUGCCAGGAUGACUGAUGGGGAUGAGCAUCUGGGAGUUUUGUCAAAAAAACAGUCAACUGCCCAAGGAGAAGUUUUGAAUGAUAUUGGAUUCAGCUCUAGGGUGUCGCUUGAUCACACCCAGGACCAUCACAUUGACUCUGGUGGCCGUAAAUCCGAUCCAGAAGCAGGACAGAGCAGUCGGAUCAUUGUAGACAGUGCAGAAACGAAGGAUUGCUCUCGGGAGCUUAGACCAGGUGUGAAUGGGCUUUUGGAAGCUAUGGUGGAACUUAUUGCUGAAAAUGUUACCCCGCUGGUUAAUAGUGUCGAUGUCGAAGUGCAGGAAAGAGCUUGUAAUCUCAUGGGAUUACUACAAUUUUUUAGGGAUAUUCCUGGAUUUCCAUCAUCAGAAUUCCGAGGAUCCGCACAAGUGUGGGAAAUCAAGGAGAUGCUGGAUGCGCUGCAAGCAGUCUUCGCGGUGGAACUGGGCCCCGUAUCGAUUCAUGCGCAAGGCAGGGUUUCCGUCCCGGGGGACCUAACUGUCGAAAAUUUGGACGGUUUGGGCUCCUUGCACACUGAGGAAGUACUGGAAGGCUCAAGUGAAAGAGAAGGAUAUCGACAGUGGGAAGAAGGAACCCUUUUCUCACCCCACAGCAAAGGGGUUGAGAAAUCGCAAGUGGGUGAGAGUGCAGCUCUUUUGGCACAACAUCGACAACGCCAUGAGAACUUUUAUUUGCUCAGUGAUGAGAAGCCAGUAUUAAGUUCUCUGGAUUAUCCCCCUCCUCGCAUCGCAAGCAUAGAUUCUACAGGUUUUCCUUCCAUAAGUUCUACAGAGGUGUUUCCUGUAGCGGAGCACUCUUUAGCCUCGGCGAAGCCUCGUCGGUCCAAGGCUCGACCUGUCGUUGUGAAGUUAGAUGAUGAGGAAGAGCAAGUCGAGUCAUUCUCCAAGUUGAAGAUGAGGGAUCUGAAGGAUGACUUCAUCUCAAGUGCGAUACGGGAUGUACUUGCAGGCGAGCCUCGGUCUGGCAGCAAAUAUCAUACUCCUGCACAAGACUUCGAAAGGAAAGACUCUGUACGAGUUCGGCAUCAACGCUCAAGAACGAGUCGUACAUCGAGGCAUUCAGAACGUGAAACAAAUAAGGAUCAGGCAUCGCCAGGAACGAGAAACGAGUCAGGUGUGGAGAAUGCUUAUCAGUCCAGUGAAAAUGAAGGCAAACCUUCAACUUCGGGGAAAAAAUCAGAGCACAGCAAGUCCUCAAGCAAAGUUCGGCAUUCAAAGCAUGGAAGAAAAGCGAGGUCAAGCAAUGAAGAUGAAGAUGAUCAUCCUUUAGCGCGAAAGUCACCUGUCAAGCCCCGCGUAAAAUCGAAGAGUCGACGAAAUGGACGACAUAGAGCAACGAGCCCCAGUCCGAAAGUCGAUAACGCACUUCCUGUACCUGACUUUCUACUCUAAUUGUGGAUUUGAUACACCUCAAACAUUCGGCAGCACGAGUUAUUUGUGCUCAUAUAUAUAUAUAUAUUAUGUCUUCCUCGAAUGUGUGUCCUCACCAGGUUGCAGGCAUCAGGUUAUCUCAACUGCCGAGGAUACGUCAUUUGAAGUGGAAGCUGCUAAUAAGUAUUGGUGUUUGCUAUCAGAAAUCCUUGAGAUCUGUCAGAGGUGGACUGCAAUAUCCACUCUGUGGCUUGAAGUAGCUGCUCCAAGCAUUGGGAUGCACAAAUGGCUUGCUUUUCUUUACAAGGCAAGUGAUAUGUGAUGGACAUGUCCACGUUGUUGGCAUGUGUUCCUUCGCAGAGGGAAAGCAUUUAGUUCUGCUCUGAACAAUCAAGAACUUGAAUGUAGUAGCACCGACUUUGUGCCGUCUUGUUGUAAGCUACUCUGUCUUGAUCCAUCAUGAUUUGUAGCCAAAUUGGAUUUCUUAGAAUACUUGUGGCUCCAGUAAUGAAUGCAUUCGGCUUUAUCAACAUGGGCAAGAUUUGCCUUCUCUCGAGUACUUCCGCUUUGAUCGGAUGCUACUCGAGAGUGUAGUCACCGUGAUAUUUAGUUACAUCCGUCUUCCAUUUGUGUAGGAACUCAUCUUAUCUGAGUAGUUUAAGCACUUCUGCUUGGCUCUAGGAGUAGGCAGCUGAGCCAACUUGAACUAGAGGUGUCCCCAGUUCUGGAACUUCUUAUGAGAUUUGUACAUUUUACUGUUUGACUUAUUCAUUGCCCACAAAGCUUUCCAAUGUAUCUUCUGAUUCAGAUGAAAGCGUUUGUGAAAAUGGAUUGUCUGCCCAAUUUUUAUGCUAAUUUUCCAGGCAAAGUGUACCCGGAUUUUGUUAAGUGCUCGGAAGAAACGCAGAAAUCCGAUGUUGCCGGUUACAGUUGUGUACCACCAUAUAGUCGCAUGUCAAUAUCUCAACUAAAUUCAGCAUUACUUUUGUCGGAG